This is a messenger RNA of Momordica charantia (bitter melon), 724 nucleotides long. RefSeq lists its product as uncharacterized. The record is from RefSeq and is a predicted model, not a curated record. Lineage: Eukaryota; Viridiplantae; Streptophyta; Magnoliopsida; Cucurbitales; Cucurbitaceae.
CUUUGCGUGUGUUUGUUUUGAUGCGCUGGGGUCUCUAUUUCUUGCUUCUGUUCCGCCGUAUCAGCGUCAUUGAUCUCUCUCUCUCCGUAGGGAAGGAAAUCUGAAUCCAUGGCUACCUUAGCGGCUGCUGCAGUUCGUCAAGCCAGAGCCCUAACUCGAGUCUCCUCUCCUCAAUCAACCGCGACCCUUAUUCACCGCCGCGGUCUCGCUGGCGCUGCUGACCACCAUGGACCACCGAAGGUUAACUGUUGGAAAGAUCCUAUGAGCCCAUCUAAAUGGAAGGAAGAGCAUUUUGUGAUUGUCUCUCUAUCGGGAUGGGGCCUACUCUUCUUUGGAGGGUACAAGUUCUUUACCAGGGGCAAAGGAAAGAAGGAAGAGAAACUUGUGGAAGCAUCACAAUGAGCUGAGAGCUAUGGGCAUUUUCCGGUUAUGCUGAAGGACUCCUCAUAAUAAUGUAUUCCUUGGACCUCAUGAGUCUGCGGAUUUCAUUUCAAUCUCAAAUCCCUUCUCAGACUAGUUUACGAUCCAUAUCUUGUAGCUUUUUCUUGACAUUUAUGUUAUUUCAUGCACCAACUUCGUCCCAUAUCUAAUAAUACCAUUUUACCAACUUGGAAGCCCCACAGUUUAUUCAUAGGAUUUGAAGGGGGCAUUUGUGGUUUGGAGUUUAUGAUUGAACAAGGCAUUUUUUGAGUAAAAAACUCAGUUGAUGGCUUUUUUAGAUCAA